Molecule: messenger RNA, 663 nt
Organism: Angiostrongylus costaricensis
Lineage: Eukaryota; Metazoa; Nematoda; Chromadorea; Rhabditida; Metastrongylidae
Source: the annotation of a GenBank genome assembly
AUGCACACUAUAACGUACUUAUGUCCUUAUGUUACAGCGUUCCGUCGACUGGUCUACCUACAGAAACAUGAGAAACGUCAGUAUCAAAAAACAGCACAUGUGAACGGAGUUUUUUUGAAGGACCACCAUUUGGAAAUUCGACAUGUUGAUGGAAUGUUGUUGGAAAAAGAAGAGUCUGGCAUCAUCAAGAAUGACUCCUUGGAGGAAGGAGAGCUACAGGAAAGUCAGGCUACACCUUUAGGAUACUUGCCGAUAAAAUCGGUUUACAAGAGCAAAGAAGAUUGGGCAGUGCUAGAAACCACCGCAUCAGAGCUUAAUAGCAAUGUUAAAGGUUCGAUGAUGAGCAACUCUGCACAAGCGAAUUCACCGAAUAACGUAAAGAAAAGUGACUCUUUAGAGGAUGGGGAGAUCCGAGAGUUUGCAGUUCGGGCAAAUGACAAUAUGUCUCCGUCUGUUAAGAAUUUGAAAGAAACACCUGUUGUGAUGAAGGAAGAACGACAAAGUAAACGAAUUCCAAGAAAGACCAUAAGAUUUGAACCUCGUGAAGAAGCUGUUGCGCCGACGAAGACGAGACGUUCUCGUUGCCUAGUUGCCAGCGUAUCUGCUUCUUCUAAGAAGCAGCACUUAAGAAAUAUUGAAGCACGUCCAGCAAAGAAGUCAUAG